AUGUCACCUUCUGAACAGAAUAUUGAGGACCUGUGGACGGAUGCAGUUAUAAAGUACAAUAGCGACGAGGACGACCCCAAACAAUGUACAAUUCAAGAGAAACAGGAUAUUGAGUAUGAAUGGAUAACUGCUUUUAAUAAGGCGACAGAAUCGAAGGGUUUGCUAAGCAAUUUUUCGAGACGCCGCCAUUCAGAAACGGCUGUGGAUCAGGUUCGAAAAUCGUUCUUGAGUGUAAUCAACGCAGUCAGCAAUGCCGUCGAGCCCAUUGGUUCGCUGGCCGCCUGUGCGUAUCCCCCAGCAUCGGCCAUCUCACAAGCGAUACUAUUUGUCUUCCAAGCCUGCCAGAAGGUCUCUCAAAACUUGGACCAGAUCGCCACUUUCUAUAAGACUAUGCAGAUCUUCUUUGAGAGGCUAUCUCUGCUGGAGGAAAGAUUGCCUCAAGAAAAAGCGUUCGGAAUGCAGUUGACACGGGUCUUUUGUGCUCUCUUGGACAUGUGCAGCGAGGCGAAGAAGUAUGUCAAACAGGGCAGAGCGAUUGCGUUUUUGAGAGCUGUGGUUGGUAAGGAUGAUGGCCUGGCAGGUGCUUACAGCACAUUCACUGACCACAUGAAUGAUCUCGAGUCGAGUGUCAUCCAUGCCACCCUGGGCACGGUGACUGAGACAAGUCGACACCUGAAAAAUAUGGAAGAGAGGUUCAUGGGGGUACUCUCCCGUAUAGACAUACGGGCGGCGUUGGUCUUGGACCAUGCCGCUGUUGGAUUCCAGAAGCGAGCUGAAACCAUCCAAAGUGGAGAGAGUAGAUCUGGCAUGUUGGCCACUCGUACAAUGGAUAGGAAUACGGGGACUCGCCCGCUCGACAGCUUCGAAUACGUGCUCAAAUGGCUCUGGACACCCGCAGAGAUUCCAUUGGGCCAGUGGAAACAGCAAGCGGAGCGCUCCUUGAUCGAAGAGAUCUGCGCGUGGGUCGAUCCGCAGUUGAUUCAACUGAUCAAGGAGACGGAUGCCGACCCACUGCCUGUUCAUAUCAGCGGCCGCCCGGGUACAGGAAAGAGCAUGCUCGCAUUUUACAUCUUUCGCUUCUUGCAGAAUAAUAUGAAGAUUUCCCCCUCGCCCAAAUUCGUCGUCUACUUCAACUUUUGCACUGAGACGGGAAGGACCUGUUCACUUGAGGAGAUGUUGUGCUCCUGUGCCUUGCAAGUCGCGGAGAAAGAUCUAACUUUUCGAAAGGCUCUUAUCCGCAUCAUCAAUCAAGGAUGUGAAAAGUGCAAUAAAGGAGCAAGAUGUCCUUGCAAACAUUGGGUACCUAAAUUUGCGACCGCAUUAGAAAAACAAACGCUGUUCGUCGUUUUGGACGGGUUGGACCAUAUGGGAAAGGAAGAUUUACAAGCUGCUCAAAACUUUCUAACACAAAAGAGAGAAAACAUUGGACUGAUCCUAGUUGCACAAAAUAAUUCGCCAGAGCAGACACGGCAAAGUCAGAGAGAUAUUGUUAUUCCAGAACAGCACCUGAAAGAGGGUCUAGAGAAAUUUGCUGACGUUCGUCUGCUGGACCUACCACGAUUCUCCCGGUAUACCAAUCGUCGGAGAGAAUACAUUGCAAGGCUGGCGAGCGAAAAAGCGGAAAAUCUGGACAACGGGUUUCUCUACGUCCAUCUCAUGCUCCAUCAUCUCAAUGAAACUAAGGGCCGACUCACUAUAAACGAAACGGUCUUCCCUCGCCACACUGAUGAUGUCUACAAAAUGAUCUUUGUUGAAGCAAUUGACGGCCGGAGUACCGCUGACAGGGAUCAGCUCCAUAGCCUCCUUACGUGGCUAGCCUGGACCAAGGACCAGCUCACCCUAGGGGCGGCAGAACAGCUGCUUGAGGUGGCUCGUGAGUGGCUGAAGCCGAAGGACGGGAGCAGUAUAAUCAGCAUCGAGGCUGAAGUGUACAGUCGAUAUUCUAGAAUCCUUGUCCUCUCGGCUAAUCCCAAUCCAAGAACCGAGUUAACAGAUGGAUUUGCAGAAGACGAGGAUCACGAUGAUGGCAGCUGCAGCUUGCUGAGAUUCUCUGCGCCCUCACUCAGGACCUACUACCAGGCUCACAGCGAUGGACUGUACAAAAAAGGAGAACUUUUCCAAAAAUAUGACUCGCGCCAGCUUAUGUUCAAACUGAUGAAAAAAAUUCUCGAGAGAAAAGGAGGGGGGACCCGGGCAGAGAAGGAGUUGAUUUCCCUCGCCGCGAAAGGCUGGCUGAGGCAUUCACGUCUAAUCUGGGAAGACUCGGCAACAGACCAAGCCCAAAUCGAGAAAGACAUCCGCGACAUAUUCACGGAGAAGUGUGAUGUUCUGCGGAGAUUGGAAAGAACGGUAGACAUCACCAAACCAAAUCCAUCAGUAUUUACAAUCAAGGAUCUGCAACAGUUACAGGAGUUACUGUUCACAGACAACUCUAUUAGUAGCCUCUGGCGCACUAUUGCCAGAAUCCAUGUGAACAACUGGUGGAGAGCAAAAACUCCCAUCGAGGCCUACACCUCUUUUCGACUGGCCCAUCAGGCCCUUCUUGAAUCCAAGGAGCAAGAAAUCCUUAAGCUAAAGUCUCGGACCUCUCGCAAGAAAAUGAUGGUGGAGGUUUCAAAGUUUUUCGACAAAGAAUGGGAGCAGAAACUAGACAGCCUGAGUAGAGCGAAGCGGUUCAGAAAACGCUCCAUGGCCUUGCGCUAUGAUGGGCACUAUCAGGAAGCCAUCGACGAUAUAAAAUCUGGCAUCGAACAAUGCAAAACGGCUGAUGAAAAGCAUUCCAGGCAGGAGUUCAAGCUGCUGGACAGAAAAGGGCGUACCUAUUUCGGUUGGUCUGAGGAUGUUGAAGACAGUAAGGGCGAGGGAGGUAAAAGAGAACCGGGAUCAAAGCAUCUAGAGAAAGCAGAGAAAGCAGUGGUAUCCUUCAAGGAGGCGCUGGAAAAUUCGGACGUCAUGAAGAAGAAAGAUAAUGGGCAGACUGACCCACUUAACAUGACCUACCAGCUGAAAGCAAAAGCAGAGGCGCUCUUGUGUCGAUGGGAAGAGUGUUUGGAGAGUGUGCAAAAUGCUACAGGUGUGAAGAGGGCAGAUGGGGCAAACGAGGGAAACAAAGAACCCCAAAUCCUCAUUUAUUUUGAUGACAUUGUUCUCGCCAUGGCAAACAAUGGCGCGGCAGGAAGGAUCAUAGCCCUACUAGAACGCGUGCACAGCAACCAGCUUGCGGUAGGAUGCACUGACAGAACACAUGCGCUUCUUCAGUGUGCCGCAAGGAGUGCCUGUGCGGGCCGUGCGGCCAAAAAAGAGGGUCCCCUAGAGAAGAUGUACGGCGCAAUCAAAACCCGAAAAGAAAAUAAUCCACUUCUACCGCUUAAUCCAAUUAUCGGCUGGUAUGGAGCACUUGCACGCCAUUUUCUGGAGGACCCAGAAAAGGCAAAGGAAUACCUUGAAAUGGCGCUAACACCGGAUGUGGAGACCGAAAUCAAGGCGGUUAUUCCGGCCAGUUGCCAACUGGCGGAUAUGCUCCUGAAGGAAUUUUGGAACGUCCCAGAUACAUCUAACGCAUCGGAAAUUCUGUCCUUACGACAAGCAGUGUGCAGCAAGAUGGAUCGCCUCGUUGAAAUCGUCGCUGCCCAAGUUCCAGAAUCCCAAUCGAAGCUAUCACAGGCAAGGAUCCCGCUUGCUAUGAUGCACGGUGCGCUGAGGUCGGUUGUGACGUUCAAGAAAGAGACGGACGUGAUAUUCAGGACAUGCUGCGCCGCGCUGGAGGAUCAUAUAGCAUCCAACGAUCCCCCAAGCUUUCGGAUGCUCGCGAAAGUGCUAGCCCUGUUCUGUGACUUCUCGAGGCGCCCUAAGCUGAAAGAGAGCGCCUCGAUUGCAUGUGCCUGUCAAUUCUACAUCAUGGAUGAGGAGGUUGUCAAGGCAGAGGAAGCUCAAGCAGAGACUUCGACUGGAUCAAGGGCAAAAAAGCCCAAAGAUCUGAGAAACGCUAGUCACCGUUCACGAUCGUCCAAAAGCUCAGACACGUCAAACGAAGCCGCUGGAAAUAAUCCAUUAUGGUCUGUGGAGUGCAGUGGCGGCUGCUUAACAAUAAUCCACGCGAAUAACCUCGAAACUGAACAAGCUUUUUUGUGUUACUACUGCACCAACACGAUCCUGUGCAAAGCAUGCUACAGAGAUCAUAAGAAAUCACAUGAUGGUUGCAAGAUAUGCGAGGAAAAUUGCAAGAAUGCCAAAGAUGCUGAACUGAAAAUGUGCUAUAAAUUGUGUAUCCCGUGUCAACCAUACCAUCGGCACAUCCAAGCGGUCCAAGCGGUCCAAGCCGCACCCAAUGGUUUCAUGAAGUUUAAGAAAAACAAUAUCGAUAAUAAAGGUUCCACCGACAGAUUCAAAAAGGGGCUUAAAGAUUGGCUCAAAGAUCUUCAAACGACAUGGGAGGAAGAAUGGAAAGCAUUUCUAAAAGAUUGCACAUGGCAGACCUCCAGGAAUCAGAGCCAGGCCUCCAGGAAUCAAGAUGCAAGGGCUGCAGCGCAGGCUAGGGGAACUCGGCGUCCCGCCCCGCGAUCAACUGCACUGGGAUGA
This is a messenger RNA of Aspergillus fischeri NRRL 181, 4578 nucleotides long. RefSeq lists its product as uncharacterized. Bases 1 to 4578 code for a protein of 1525 amino acids. The transcript is spliced from 3 exons. Lineage: Eukaryota; Fungi; Ascomycota; Eurotiomycetes; Eurotiales; Aspergillaceae. The record is from RefSeq and is a predicted model, not a curated record.